CCUCAUGCCGUUGCCAUACUCUCCGAACUGCUGCGCGUGUCAUAUCCAGUUGUCAAGCAACAGGUCGCUGGCGAAGUUCACUUUCGAUUGAAGAGAUAAUUUGUGCGUUUUUUUUUUGCGGUGUUGUACGCAUCAAGCUAACACAAUUAAACGCUAUCCAAAUGGUUAAAAACGAGUAAUGUGAAAAUACUUACCGUCUAAUGUAAAAUUCAGCGGACAUAAUUCCAUCAGUCUUGGAGGGGGAUGCUUGAGGACGUGGUCUUCUUGCCUUGCUACCGACGUCUGAUUACCUGUGAUAACAGAAUAUUUAAAAUAUGAAGAUAAUAAGGUUCACUUGCAAUAUAAAAAUACCCAUCCCCGCGCGCCGCCUCUCUAUCUAGCAAACAGCGUAUAAAUAAUUCACUAUGUUGUUAGCGUUUUGGCUUUCUUCGUUAGAAAAUUUUCUUUGCAACUUGGCACUGCGACGUUGCGUUUUGUUUGCGAAGCUUCCCACGCGAAGACCACGAGAGGACCUUCGUGAUGGUCAAGCCUGACGGGGUUCAACGCGGUCUGGUGGGACGUCUGAUCGCCAGGUUCGAAGACAAGGGCUUCAAGCUGGUAGCGAUGAAGUACACGUGGGCGUCGGAGUGUCUCUUGCGGAACCACUACGCCGAAUUGGCUGACAAAGCGUUUUUCGCCAAUUUGAUCGAGUACGUCGGAUCGGGACCUGUAGUGCCUAUGGUAUGGGAGGGUCCGGGAGUGGUGAAAAUGGGACGCCGCCUCAUCGGAGCCACCAACCCCUCGGAGAGCGCCCCCGGAACGAUCCGCGGCGAUUUCGGUCUUCAGUCCGGACGAAAUCUGAUCCACGGAUCCGACUCGAUCGUCUCGGCGGAAAGGGAAAUCGACUUAUGGUUCGACGCGGACGAAAUUGUCGGGUGGAAAUCGAGCUUGGAGAACUGGUUUUACGAGGACUGACGGGGAAGGGCUUGUAUCGAGUUGUUUUCAAAUGUUUUCGUCGGAUUCAUCAGGCGUCCACGUUAAAAUAAAAGCUUAGCGGUUCGAGCCCUUAACAUAACACAAAUUGCUAUGUCGAUGGAUGUCAUUCAUGUUGAAAAAAGGUAGAAUAAUUAUUUUUUUUAAAGUUGACGAUGUGCCAUUGCAAUUUUGCAAUUUGUGCAAAAACCGCCUCCAGUAUCUAGGCUAUAAACUUACUUAUAAGUUUAGGAGAGCAGUUGAAACAUGAAAACAACACUUUUUCCUUUAUUUAAACUUCUCUGUAACUCCUUGGUUUUGUCAGUUAAAUCAAUAUUCAGUAGUUAAAAGGCUGCAAAACUCUUGACUAAAGUUAAUCGAAGGGGUACGAGAGCCAUUAUUUCAAUUACAAAUUUCGGGAUGUCUCGUGUCUAACAGAUUUUUGUUGCAGGUGGCUUUUUUUUGCUAUCUUCGGUCAUAGCUCAAAUUUACAAACAUUUUUAAAAGAUCUUACUCUUGUGAUAUUGCCAAUUUCAUAAACUCAUUGAAUUGGCCUUGCUACAGAUGAAAUAAAAAUGAAAUCUAAUAAAGUAAUUUUGGUUAAAGCCAUACCUCCCGUUUGAUUCUGGGAUUUUUCUUUGGUAGUAGAAUUGAUUAUGGUAUUUCAAACGGAAUUUUGUGUCAUGAUGUUGUGAGAUUUUUGGACGAGUGAUAAAUCUCCUUAUUAUUUCAAAGUAUAAUUACGAGUACAUUGAAAUAGUGUUAUUUACAAUGGUUUUCCUACAUAUUUUGAGUAAAUCUAUAGUCUUCUUCUACACUCUAUGGUUCAAUUUCUACGAGUAAAUUAAAAACUAAUUAAAUAAUUAACAAUUAUAACAACUAAUACACUCAUAAUACGCACCCUUCUCACUCAUGGUCAGUCUGUGCCUGGGAUGUGUGUAAUUCAUGGUUCUUGUCCCAUAAGCUUCCUGAGACAAACUAUUUUCAAAAAGGUUUCUGGUUUCAAAAAUGAACAGUACGAAAAUUGCAGCUAAAGUUAAAAUUUUAUUUGUCCUAAAUUUUCCCCUACAUGAUUCUCGAACGCUUAACUGCGAUAUAGUUCUAUAGUUCACAGGGCUCUCUUUUGGCAAAUAAAAAUUAUUUCUAUGUCACUGCAAUUUCCAUAUGUAACAAGACCGUAUCUCAUACCUAUGUGUCUUAAAAUUAUUGUAAUAAAGCAUUUUUUUUUGUUUCCCAUGAAAUAUUCCUACGUAAUAGCCUAAGACUAUAUAUUACGUUAUUUAACGUAUCUACUACAUUAUUUACAUGAUUUUCCCAUGAUAAGGUGCUAUCCAAAGACACACCCAAGAACAUUCUGCAACUCUUGAUCGAUUUGUUCUAAACCUUGUUACAGCAGUCUUAGCAUUAUUAAUAACUAAUUUAUUUUUACCAAACCAAUUUUCCGCUUCAAUCUCUCAGCCUAGUUUUUGAGGUUUGGGGUGUCCUUAUUUACAAUUAAAACAUUGGUAUCAUCGGCGUACUUUGUGAUUUUACAAUUUUGACCAAUUUCAUACAGUUCUGUAAUGUUGUUAAUAUACAAAAGAAAUAAUAUUGGCCCUAGUACGCUGCCCUGUGUAAUACUUGCUGCAAUAUUUUUGCUUCUAAAUCGUCAAGUAUAUGUUGUACGAAGGUCUCUUUUUGAUAAAAAAUGUCACCCGUUCCCACUUUUUGUGACUUGGGACAUGUUAAUGAGGUACUGGCAGAGGCCUCAACAAGCUCAAAACAGGAUUUUAAAAAUACGAAAGUGAUAAGAAUAUUAUGUAACUCAUACGUCAGGUUUUAUUUUUAAUAUGUAUUCGUACUUUGGUCUCUCGGUUACAAUUAUCUUUUAAUAGCCUGCAAAAAAUUCGGCGUAAAUUUUUGAAGUAUGCAUGGUAUAAAUUGGAUGGAGUAUAUCCCCCAUAAGGCUUUUCGGAUACGAUAUUAUUAAAUGGUUUUGCUUGAUGAUUAUAAUUAUUUAAGGACUUUAUUUACAGUUGUUAAUAACUUGUUCGAUUGCUCUGACCUGUUAUUUAGAGUAAAUUUGCUGGUUUCCUCAUAUUAACUCUAGACAUAGUAACACCUUUUUCUGGCCACACCAAGAACAAAUGUUUUAAAAGUUUCUCCCAUUUUCUCAAUGUACUCCGAAUAUGGCUCUAUUAAUUAUAAUUAUUAAUUUUAGUCUUUUCCUAUUCUCUUGUUAUGCUUAUGUUAGUUAGACUUUAGAUUAAAUUUCGUAUUUUGUACUGCAACCCACUUUUUCUUCUUUAAAUAAAUAAUUAUGAUAUUUAAAAUAUAAGUUUGAUUUCCCACGUAUUUGUAAAUCAUCAUGUAUAUUUGAAAAUAAUUUGAAAUUGUUUAUUUUAAUCUAUAACUUUUGUAUUUAAUAU
Molecule: messenger RNA, 3359 nt
Organism: Cylas formicarius (sweet potato weevil)
Lineage: Eukaryota; Metazoa; Arthropoda; Insecta; Coleoptera; Brentidae
Product: nucleoside diphosphate kinase-like
Exons: 2
Coding region: 520-954 (144 amino acids)
Biological process (GO): CTP biosynthetic process; UTP biosynthetic process; GTP biosynthetic process
Molecular function (GO): nucleoside diphosphate kinase activity
Source: RefSeq, a predicted model, not a curated record